Molecule: messenger RNA, 3179 nt
Organism: Ananas comosus (pineapple)
Lineage: Eukaryota; Viridiplantae; Streptophyta; Magnoliopsida; Poales; Bromeliaceae
Product: pentatricopeptide repeat-containing protein At4g16835, mitochondrial
Exons: 2
Biological process (GO): RNA modification
Molecular function (GO): RNA binding; protein binding; zinc ion binding
Source: RefSeq, a predicted model, not a curated record
CUCCUCCUCCUCCACCGCCUCUUCGCCCUCAUCCCCCGCCCCGACCUCGUCUCCUUCAACACCCUCCUCGCCUGCCACCUCGCCGCCGCCGACCUCGCCGGCGCCCGCCGCCUCUUCGCCGCCAUGCCCGCGCGCGACCUCGCCUCCUACAACACCAUGCUCUCCGGCCUCUCCAAACUCGGCGCCAUCGGCGACGCCCGCAAGCUGUUCGAUGAAAUGCCCCGCAGGAACUCCGUCUCUUGGAACGCCAUGGUCUCCGGAUUUUCCCGCGCCGGCGAUAUGGCCUCCGCUGAGGAGCUCUUUAGUCGAGCUCCUGAUCGGGACGAUGUGAUUUUGUGGACCGCGAUGGUGUCCGGGUACAUGGACGCUGGGGCGGUUGACAAGGCGGAGGAGAUGUUCGAUAGAAUGCCCGUUAGGAAUUUGGUCUCUUGGAAUGCCAUGAUUGCCGGUUAUGUUAAGAACGGGCGAUCGGAGUAUGGAUUAAUGCUCUUCAAGAAGAUGGCAGGAGCUCUUGGGGUGCGGCCAAAUGCGUCUACUUUGAGCAGUGCUCUGCUUGGUUGCAGCAAUUUGUCAUCUUUGGGUUUGGGAAAGCAGAUCCAUCAAUUCGUUUCGAAGUUGCCCCUUGGUCUGAUUACGACGGUUGGGACUUCUCUGGUCAGCAUGUAUUGUAAGUGUGGGGAUUUGGAGGACGCAUGUAAGCUGUUCGGUGAAAUGCAUAGGAAAGAUGUCGUUGCAUGGAAUGCAAUGAUUUCCGGGUAUGCGCAACAUGGGUACGGAGUUAAAGCUCUAGAUUUGUUCGAGAAAAUGAAGGGAGAGGGAGUUGAGCCGAAUUGGAUCACCUUUGUGGCAGUUUUAUCUGCUUGCAACCAUGCAGGGCUGGUCGAGUACGGGAUCGAAUGCUUUGAGUCGAUGAAGAACGUUUAUAAUGUUGAGCCACAGCCCGACCAUUAUUCUUGCAUGGUCGAUCUUCUCUGCCGAGCCGGCUCACUUGCGAAAGCUGUUCAAUUGAUCCGUUCAAUGCCGUUUAAACCGUACCCCGCGGUCUAUGGAACCUUAUUGGGUGCUUGUAGGACCUACAAGAAUUUGGAAUUCGCGGAGUUUGCCGCUCAAAAGCUGAUUGAGUUGGACCCACAAGGUGCAGGGGCUUAUGUCCAGUUGGCCAAUCUUUAUGCCGCGGUGAAUCGGUGGUGCGAUGUAUCCAGAGUUAGAAAGUUGAUGAAGGAGAAUGAGGUAGUGAAAAACCCUGGAUAUAGCUGGAUUGAGAUAAAAGGUGUAAUGCAUGAGUUCAGGUCGAACGAUAGGGUUCACUCUCAGCUCGAUUUGAUCCAUGAAAAAUUGUCCAAGUUAGCGACGAGGAUGAAACAAAUGGGGUACGUGCCCAAUUUAAAUUAUGUAUUGCAAGAUGUGGGGGAGGAACUGAAGGAACUGAUGCUGAUGAGGCACAGCGAGAAGCUUGCUAUUGCUUUUGGGCUGAUUAGUACAUCACCUGGGACUACCCUAAGAGUGUUCAAGAACCUUAGGGUAUGCGGGGAUUGCCACAACGCUGCCAAGUUCAUUUCAAAGAUCGAGGAGCGGGACAUAAUUUUGAGGGACACUACCCGUUUUCAUCAUUUUAGAGACGGUGGUUGUUCUUGUGGGGAUUAUUGGUGAAUUUGCAUUUGGCUUCUACAUUGGUGAAGUUGGGUUAUUUGACGUGAGAGAUGAUGCGUAAGUGCUGGUUACAAUAGAAAUUCGUUGGAAAGAAUUCGUUAUAUAUCAUAUCAUGUCACUGGUUACAUUGGAAAUUCUUCCGGUGGCUGAAGCAGAGAAGGAUACUACGUGGGUCCGUAUACAAUAUUUCAUCAUGGUAUUAUCUGAUUUGUGAACUAUGCACCAAAUUUCUCCAAGGCCACUGUUUUGUAUUUGCGGAGCUAGGACUACUAAGCUGGCAUUUGGAUGUUGACAACUAGGGGUGGCAAUCUAGCUCGCUGUUCGCGAACCAGCUCAUGUUCGGCUUGAAAUGAGCUUGAGAUCCAACCGCUCACGUAAUAAACGAGCCGAGUACGAGCUGAAUUUUUAGGCUUGGUACUUUAACAAUCCAGCUAGUGCUCGGCUCGUUUAUGAAACAAGUGGAACACGAGUCGACCCUAGCUCGCUCGUGCUCAGGUCGUUGAUACUCCUACUGACAACUACCAGACUGAUGAGAAGUUUAAAAAAUUUGUGAAACAGUUGACUAUCAAUCGUUUCAAUUUAUUAUUCAGGACAUUUGCGAUGUGUGUCCUGAGAAGCUACACAAAUUUGCAGGACCAAGUUGAAGAGCUCCUUUGAAGAGUACCUAUAUCCUAAUGAAGACAUGUAAUCGUCUUGACGGGAAUGGUCGGUGCUUUUUGUAGUUCCCAAACAACUUAGCUCUCAGUAUAGUCUAGAAACUUUCCCGAUCUUAUUGCAUUUAUUUUUGGAUAUCUUUUGGAUUAUUUUGAUGUUGUUAUAUGCAGGAAUUUACGGUCAUUUUACACUGGAUACAGACGACGGUAUUAAGGUAUCGGAUUCGAACCUUUUCCCUGCCGCCAUUGUCUCCUCCCUCAGCCCUCAGUCAAUCUUCUUCUGCAGAAUUUGAACUGCCGUUAUUCUUCCUCUAAACUCGCCAGGACAGCGGAUUUUCGCCUAAUUUUAGGUUUUUCUUUUCCACUUUUUUCACAAGGCGUAUGAGAUCGCCAUCGGAGGGUUUUGCAGGUUCGGGAGGAUGCUCGAUGCCCAAAGGGCUCUGAGGGAGAUGGCGCUGGAUCGGAUCCUGAUCGACGGACGGUUGAGGGAAAAGGUGUACAGGGUUUUGCUUUUGGAGGCUCGAAUUGAUGAGGCGAGGGAGUUGGAUGCGACGUUAAUAAAGGGCUCGCGCUGGGCAAGUAUAGGUGAAGGUGUCUUUAUCUUGUUAAAAUUGAUCGGUAAAAGAGAAACUAUUGCAUUCACGUGGUGCGUAUUACUACAUACACUGCAACUUAUAUUGUAUAAUAACUAAUGUUUCAGUAUUGAAAGUUAAUUAAAUAUAACUGAUUUAUUAGUCUAAUAAUUUAGAUUAUAUUUCAUGAAUUAAUUUGAAAAUCACAAUUGAGGAAUGUAAAGCACGAGAUGUAUGUACGUAAAUACACUCGGUGCAGAGAAUGUUCAGUACAUAAUUCCAAAAGCGGAGAAAUUUUUUUUUA